AGUUAAUUGGAUUGAAGGAAGAAUUUUUCGGUGAAGAUGGGGAAGAAGAAGAAGGGAGGAAAUAAAUUGGCGCGAAUGUCGGAAGAGGAACGAGCACGAUAUUUGCAGCACAGGGCGGAUAUGGAGGAAGAAGCCAGAAGGAGGAAGGAAACACUCAUAGCUCUGUAUAUGAAAAAUAAGCUAAAGCGCGAGGAUGCCUUCACGAGACUCAACAUGGCGAAAAUCAACCAAGAGUGGCGGAGUAUUCUGCGUCAGCUCAAGUGUGAAGAGCUCAAGGAGGAAAUCAAGUGCGUGGAGGUCUUCUGUGGAGAAUCCAUUGAGCACAAGAAUCAAGUCAUUAGGCGCCUUCUGUGCGAUUUAGAUGAAUCAGAAGAGCUCUACGCUACCAUGCUACACGCUCAUGUGGAGAAUAUUGAGAGAAUAAUAACACUGCACUCUGAACGUCUCAAGUUUUGGCAUGAGUGGUACGUGACAGAGAAGCAAUCGAUGCUGGGGCGUUUUCAUGGGCAAAUGGCACGGUAUCGUGUACGCAAGGAUGCUGCCCAGGAAGAUCUUGAGUGCAUUUGCUUUGCUUUAGAAACGGAGAUUACACAGGAUGAGCAAACAGCCGAAGAGGAGCACACAAAGCGCACCGAUGACCUCCGGAAUUCCAUGACAAUUCGUCUCGAGGAAGUCACAAAAGAUUGUGAGCAAUCAAUGGAGCUCCUCUGGACGGAUUUUCAGCAAGUACUCAACACUUACCUCACCUACACCCAGGAAUUCCACGAUGAAUAUCUGGAUUUGAAGCGUCGCGAUGAGGAGGAUACAAAACUCAUUCAAGCUCACUACUUUGAAGUGGCGAGAAAUACAGAAAACAUCGCUGAACUACGAUACCAACUCACGGCUACUCGAGAGGAAAAGGACUUUACAGUGGCUCAGCUGGAGAGAUUCAAAAGUAGACUCCUUGAGCGAUAUGACCAAUCAAAGGGAGCUCUCGUCGUGGGGGCAAAGGAGGACAAGGAGAGAAUUCGUCGACUUGUGGUCAGUAGCUCCAGUGCUAUACGGCAGCUUCAGGGUGUCGUGAAGAGAGGCAACGUCAUCCUGCAGUUGGUGUCAAUUUGCAGGAAGUUGGAGACAGAGCGGGAAAAAGUGAUACCAUUCAACAAUGAAGCUGUGAAGAAGUGGUCGGAAAUUGAGGACUCCCAAAAGGAUGAUUUUAAGAAUGCAACAUUCAAGCUGUUUUCGAGGAUGGAGAGCUUUUGGAUUCGCUUCAAUAGAGCUCGCUUGGACUGUGCAUAUCUGCAGGAGGAGAGGUCCGCCCUUCAACAGGGUAAUCGCGUGCUGAGACAACAAUUGCGGGAGUAUUUGGUGGCGGUUACCAUGAAGUCUACACGAUGCGGUGAUGCACACCUCUUGGGGCGUCGUCCACGCAGUAUGAAGGUGGAGAAAGUGGUACAUAUUGAAUUGCCGAAGAGGAAAGUGCACCCAAAGCUUCGGCGCCCCGUGACGUGCAUCGAGGGCAAUCUCAGCGUUGCUGUGCGAAGUGAACGAUUGGUACAGAGCAAAUUUCGCCAACCACAAAUAUUUCCCGUGGUAAACGGACCGUGAGGUGGUGCAAACACACCCCGGGGGGUAGUCUGGGGUUGACAAUAAAGGCUGCUUAAUUGCAGCGUAGCAAAAGCACAUCAGCUCUCUCGCUUUGUGAGCUUUUUGGCUUUCACGAAAGGAAUGCGCUCCAUGCAUGCUAGUCACGAUGUCAUUUAUUGACAAUCAACG
Lutzomyia longipalpis is the source of this 1755-nucleotide messenger RNA. Its product is annotated as dynein regulatory complex subunit 2. Gene Ontology annotation, biological process: cilium-dependent cell motility; axonemal dynein complex assembly; regulation of cilium movement. Lineage: Eukaryota; Metazoa; Arthropoda; Insecta; Diptera; Psychodidae. Gene Ontology annotation, cellular component: axonemal dynein complex; axoneme. The transcript is spliced from 4 exons. Bases 37 to 1587 code for a protein of 516 amino acids. The record is from RefSeq and is a predicted model, not a curated record.